Messenger RNA from Synchiropus splendidus (mandarinfish), 5051 nucleotides. RefSeq names its product hook microtubule-tethering protein 3 (gene hook3). Gene Ontology annotation, molecular function: microtubule binding; dynein light intermediate chain binding. Gene Ontology annotation, biological process: cytoskeleton-dependent intracellular transport; cytoplasmic microtubule organization. The record is from RefSeq and is a predicted model, not a curated record. Gene Ontology annotation, cellular component: cytoplasm; centrosome. Bases 88 to 2241 code for a protein of 717 amino acids. The transcript has 23 exons. Lineage: Eukaryota; Metazoa; Chordata; Actinopteri; Syngnathiformes; Callionymidae.
CAGAGAAAGAGAGAAUUUGGACCGUAUGAGACGAUCGUCAACUUCGGGCACUGUAUAUCACUCCCAGUCGGUCUUCAUUUCGUAACGAUGAGUACAUCAGAGUCCCUGGAUCGUAUGGAACUCUGUGAGAGCUUGUUAACAUGGAUUCAGACAUUUGGGGUGGAUGCUCCUUGCAAGAGUGUGGAUGACUUGAUGAGUGGCCUGGUCAUGGCGCAGACUCUACAGAAAAUAGAUGCUGUAUAUUUUAAUGAUGUGUGGAUCAGUCGGAUCAAACCAGAAGUCGGCGACAAUUGGAGACUAAAGGUCAGCAAUCUAAAGAAAGUGUUGAAAGGCAUUUUAGACUACAACCAGGAGGUUCUUCGUCAGCACAUUAAUGACUUCAUACUGCCAGAUGUCAACCUCAUCGGGGAACACUCAGAUGCAGCAGAGUUGGGAAGGAUGCUUCAACUUAUACUGGGCUGUGCCGUCAACUGUGAACAGAAGCAAGAGUACAUUCAAACCAUAAUGAUGAUGGAGGAAUCGGUGCAGCAUGUUGUCAUGACAGCAAUCCAAGAGUUGAUGAGCAAAGAGACUCCAGUGACGGGCGGAAAUGACACAUACGUGGAUCUAGAUCGACAGCUUAAGAAGACAGCUGAGGAGCUGAACGACGCUUUGGCAACAAAGGAGGAGAUCGCCCAGAGGUGUCGAGAGCUUGACAUGCAGGUAGCAGCGCUGCAGGAGGAAAAGAGCAGUUUACUCGCUGAAAACCAGGUCUUAAUGGAGAGACUUAACCAGUCUGACUCCAUUGAGGACAUAAACAGCCCCGCAGGACGCAGGCAUCUCCAGCUGCAGACACAGCUGGAACAGCUUCAAGAAGAGACUUUCAGGUUGGAAGCAUCAAAAGAUGACUACCGGAUCAGAUGUGAAGAACUUGAAAAAGAACUUCUGGACGUAAAGUCGCAGAAUGAAGAGCUGACGUCACUGGCUGAUGAAGCCCAGUCACUGAAAGAUGAAAUGGAUGUCCUCAGGCAUUCCUCUGACAAGGUAUCGAAAUUAGAGGGCACCGUUGAACACUACAAAAAGAAACUGGAGGAUAUGGGACUACUCAGAAGACAGAGUAAGCUUUUAGAGGAAAAGAACACCUUAUUGAUGCAGACCAACAUCAGUUUGGAAGAGGAGCUACGAAAAGCUAAUGCUACUAAGGGUCAGCUGGAGACGUACAAGAGACAGGUGGUUGAACUUCAAAAUCGAGUGUCGGAAGAGUCUAAAAAAGCCGACAAGAUGGAGUUUGAGUAUAAGCGCGUCAAAGAAAAAGUGGAGUCUCUACAAAAAGAAAAAGAUCGUAUGCGAACCGAGAGGGACUCACUGAAAGAGACUAUUGAGGAGCUUCAUUGUGUCCAAGCUCAAGAAGGGCAGCUCUCAUCGAGUUUGUUCCCAAUGACCAGCGCUGAUGGCUCAGAUUCACUUGCCGCUGAGAUCACUACUCCGGAGAUUAGGGAGCAUUUAAUCCGUCUUCAGCACGAGAACAAGAUGCUGAAGCUGGCCCAGGAGGGAUCGGACAACGAGAAGAUAGCUCUUCUGCAGAGUCUGUUGGAAGAUGCCAACAGACGAAAGAGUGAACUCGAGACAGAAAACAGAAUAAUCAACCAGCGCCUCAUGGAGGAGCAGGGCCAGAUAGAGGAGCUGCAGAAGAGCCUUCAGGAGCAGGGCUCCAAAGCAGAUGAUUCUUCCAUUUUAAAGAAGAAAUACGAGGAGCACAUGGACAAAGUGAGAGAAUUGAACAACGAGUUGAUGAAGAAAAAUGCCCUGAUUGAUGAAAUGGAGCCCAAAUUCGCUGCCAACUCCCAACGUGUGGAUGAAUUGGAAGAGGCCUUGAAAAAGAAAGAUGAGGAGAUGAAACAGAUGGAGGAGCGCUACAAGAAGUAUUUAGAAAAAGCCAAGAGCGUGAUUCGGACCUUGGAUCCCAAACAGAAUCAGGGCUCAGGCCCUGAGGUCCAGGCCCUGAAGAACCAGCUCCAGGAGAAAGAGAGGAUGUUGUACUCUCUGGAGAAAGAAAUGGAUAAGACGAAGACCCAGAGAGAGCAUGAGGAGAAACUGAUAGUAACAGCUUGGUAUAAUAUGGGCAUGAGUUACCAGAGGAAAGCGGCAGAAGAAAGACUGGCCAGCACUGGCUCCGGUCAAUCUUUCCUGGCCCGGCAGAGACAAGCCACCAGCACACGGCGGUCAUACCCCGGACAUGGCCAGCCAGCCACUGCCAGGUAGAUGGCAGCCAAGCAACUCAGCUACCUUCGAAAACCUCGAACCUUUUUUAUACAUGUGCGGUUUUUGCAGGGCGCACUAUUCCCACUCAUAUAUUCUUUGUGAUGUUUUCCUGAUUUUUCUGCUUUCCCCUCUCGAUCAGAUCCACGAGGUAGAGACAAGACAAGACUGUACCACUUUAAUGCUCCAUAAAUGAAUGUCAUCUUGCGAUGGCAAGCUCUAACUAAUCACUCCCAGCGCUCUUCAUUCUUUCUUUCUCUUGUGGCCUGGUCAUCAAAAAUUGAUCUCAAGAAUGGAGCAGACCGUCCUGAACUUUUAUCACUCCUCUUCAUCUGAUGUUUGCUCCCUGCCAUCACCUACUCUUUUCUGUAUUGAGGGUUAAGCUUGAAAAGCUACAGACGUUUCCCUGUACAGCCCUGAUGUGUGUACUUCUGUGUGUACUGUCUGCUGUGUUGCAAAACUUACACUUUGCUCAGUGUUUCAAAAGGUGCAAUCUGAGGUGUUGGAAAGAGCUAAGGUUGCUCCCUACUCCCUACCAGCAAUACUUAUCUACAACUAAUGUCUAACUCACAUCAUUACAUUGACAUCAUUUUUGUAUAAUGAACAUUGAAAAAAUGAGAAGGGAAUGAUUCUUAGUAAAUCAACUGGAUCUAAGUCAAUGUAUCUUAAUCCAGCUGGAGAAGAAACUUCAGUGAAAUAAUAAUAAUUGGUAAAACUAGGUGAAGUUUUCAAAGCAACACUAGAAAGGGGGUGAAAAAUUUCAUUUAAUAAUACAUUUUCUUUUUCUGACCAAACGUCUUACAGUACAGCUGUUUAUGCAGUGUGUGAAACAUUCAAGUUCUGAGAGGUCUGUUGGUUACUCAUGCAGUGGUCAAGUAGUUCUUGUUACCUCAAAAUAUUUUCUUAUUCUCUUUAUUCCACAUCCAUUCUGCCUUCAUCGACUAACCUCAAGGAUUCUCUAACCGUUGUCUUGCUUGGCUGCCUGACCCUUUUCUUUGUCUCUCCUCCCUCAACAGCGAUAUCACUGCAUGAUUGGCGGGCCAGUGACCCGAGCGAGCCGACUAAGGGCCCAGUCUGUGGCCUCAGCUGCUCUCGGCCAGCACUCGGCUGAGGCUUGCCGCGCAUGAAACACCCCGCCUUGCCUGCCAUUUGCAUGACUUUGUCUGUUGACCGCAAAUAACCGGCCACCGUGGCGAUAUGAGCACUAACAACUCUCAUCCACGUCGUGCUUCCCUCCAUCCCCAUUGCUUCGUCCCUCACUUAUGCUUCCAGUCUGUUACUGCCCCGCUACGUUACUGACACAGAGAGCUCUGUUACAUUGAUCAUCAAUAGGCCUUGUCUUUGUUCUGUUCAGAUGCUCGAUACCUCAAUGACUCAUUUCACCACGUGUUGUUGCUUCUGUUAAAAGUGGAGAAACGUCUGAGAGGUUCAGCCUGAUAUUUUAAAGUCGUCAACAGUGUUUCACUACUUCACCUUCUAAUGUUACUGGACAGCUUCUGUGACUAAAGUAUUAACUAAUGUUUUUAGCUAACCCAGAUCUAAAUGCAUCAUAUGAUGCGGAUGUGGUAUUUCUUCUUAACAGUAUCACAUUUUUACCACAAAAGACCCCAUUAACUGAUACCUAAAAUGCCAGUAUUUCCCAAUGUCGAUGUAGUUUUAUUUAUACACUAGCUAAAUGUAUAUAUUGUUUUAAUGAAACGUGUCUUAAGUAUUCAUUUACCACUUUCACACAAAGCCACUUGUAUGAAGAUCAUCACACAGGCAGAAUGGUAAGCUUGAAGGAAACAGGAAGGAAGUUAGAGGGGGGAAUAUAUUUAUUUUAAUGACUAUUUUCUGAUAAACUACUACUCAAUUUGAUCAGUCGUUUGCAGUUAAACCCCAGACAACAGAAACAUGGUCAUUUUAAUAGGAAAAUGAAAUGAAAGCGAUUGUUACAAACAACUCAAAUGGACCUAAUGAUCAUGCAUGUUACAGGCAUAGAUGCAUAUUCAUUAAGAGAGAUGGUUGAAUCCUCCGGUGGAGUGCCUUUCUGUGGAAAAAAAAGUAUCAAUACGUGUCAGAGAGUUUUGCAACAAGAAGGCAUGAGGACUUUUUAUUGCAAAUCUUCAGUAUAAAAAAGAAUGUUGAUUUUUUUUCUUCUUUUUUUUUAAGGAAAAUAUGCUUAAUGUGGGCUUUUCUUGACUUUUUAACCAGUUUUACUCCUAAAUUGUGUUUCAAUGAUUUAAUAUGCAGUGCAUUUUAUUCUUUAUGGCUUAUUUAUUCAUUUGCCCCUCUUGCGUCAGUGUUAUGCCGCUAUCACAGCGUUUUUGUGGUUCUAUACAGCAAGACAAUAUUGUUAAAUACUUGUCUUGUGCAAGAGAAAUGUGAGUCUAUUUUUAAACGCUACUUCCUGAGUUCUUUCAACCGUCCACCAUCAGUCUUCAUGUGUUCCAGAGCUCAUCCGCGAUGUUUUUAAUAAUGCGGGACAGUGAGACAUGUUUGUCCCAUUUUAUCCCUCAGUGCGUGCAAGUCUUAACUGAGGUGCUGUGGGACGCAAACUAUCACAGCAAUGAUUUACAGGUCAAAGAACGAGUGCAGUGUUUUCUUUUUUUUUUAAUUCAUUUGAAGAAUUCUGUUACAAGUAGCAAAUAUCCUCCCAUUUGCCAAGUUUUCUAUCACUUGUAUACACUCUGUACAUACUUCUUUUGACGUCAUUGAAGGAAGUGUAUGGCCACAAUAAUCCUAUACGGAACCAUGUGCUUCCUGAAAGUGUAAAACUUGCAAAUGACAUUGUAAAUAAAGCUUGUAUAAAAACGUUGGUUCUUUACUUAACU